AUGGAGCUGAAAGGAAGCUCGAGAGAUGGAGCUGAAAGGAAGCUCAAGAGACAGAGCUCAAAGGAAGCUCGGGAGACGGAGCUGAAAGGAAGCUCGAGGUGCACCAUAAUUGCCAUUCUGCAGGACAGAACGUACAGGCCAGCGCUGCCGCUGAUGCCGUCACGUCUAAGGAAGCUACUGAUGGUCUCCUCACCGCUGACCACGACGAUCCUCAUGGUGCAAGCGCCUCUAUUGGAAACGGCUGAGUUGGGUGAUGACCCUGAUAACCCUGAUGAUCCUGACGACCCUACGGACCCCUUGGGUCCGAAGGAGCCGUAUCCUGUCUUUGUCGAUCUCCUUCAAAAUGUUUUACAACGACAGGUUGAGCAUGAGGAGGCUCGAGAGUUAUUACUAAAGCAAUUAGCAUAUGAUAAUGCCAACGACGACUGCAAGCGAGCGUUACAGCCUCUUCGCAGUAUAACCCUGCCUUGGCAGAUAUGGUUCGAGCGUGUCAGAAUACAGGAACCACAGGACAGGGAAGGGGGGAACAUCGGGAAGGGGGGAACACCGGGAAGGGGGGAACACCGGGAAGGGGGGAACACCGCCGCCUCUUUCCCUUUCGCUUUCGCUUUCCCGACCUCGGCAAAUGGGAUCUGCCCGGCAACCGGUGACGUCAGGACCCGUCCGGGCUUCCCAUUGGUGGGCGGUCGGGGGCAGAGCCAAUGGAGCAGGAGGAAACCGGGGCUGGUGGCGGGGAUCGAGGGUCAGUGUUCAGCGGAGCAGCGCGAUGGGGCCGUGGGGCUCCUGCUCCUGCUGCACCUCGGUGGGGCGGCGAGAGUGCUCCAUUCCCUGCGGUACUUCGAUGUCGCUGUGUCAGAGCCCAGCCCGGGGGUUCCCCAGUACCAGGAGGUGGGAUAUGUGGACGGGAACCCCUUUGUGCGCUACGACAGCGAGAGUCAGCGGGUGGAGCCCCAGACCCACUGGAUUGAGGCCAACGUGGAUCAGGAAUACUGGGAUAGAGAAACCCAGAUCGCACGGAGCAAUCAGCAGAUCAACUCCAGGAACCUGGACACGCUGCGGGAUCGCUACAACCAGAGCAGGGGGGGUCACACUCUGCAGUGGAUGUGCGGCUGUGACCUCCUGGAUGACGGGAGCACCAGGGGGUACGAUCAGGAUGCCUACGACGGGAAGGACUUCAUCGCCUUCGACAUGGCCACCAUGACGUUCAUCGCGGCGGACGCGGCGGCGCAGAUCACCAAGAGGAAGUGGGAACACGACGGGGCUGAAGCUGAGCACAGGAAGAACUACCUGCAGAACAUCUGCGUGGAGUGGCUGAAGAAAUACGUGCGCUACGGGCAGGCCGUGCUGGAGAGGAGAGAGCCCCCCAUGGUCCGAGUGUCAGGAAAGGAGGAGGAGGACGGGAUCCUGACCUUGACCUGCCGCGCUCACGGCUUCUACCCGCGGCCCAUCAGCCUCAGCUGGCUGAAGGACGGCGAGAUCCGGGACCAGGACACCCUGUGGGGCAGCAUCGCACCCAACAGUGAUGGCACCUACUACACGUGGGCCUCCAUCGAGGCCAACCCCAGGGACAAGGACAGGUUCCGGUGCCAGGUGGAACACGCCAGCCUCCUCCAACCCGGCCUCUACGCCUGGGAGCCGCAGUCUGACCACUCCACCACCGUGGUGGUGGUGGCUGUUGCCGUGGUCAUGAUCAUGAUCGCCAUCGUCACCGGGCUGAUCUUCUGGAAGUACAAACUGGAGAAGAACAAGGGGAAGGAUGGCUACUACAUAGCCUCAGGCACGGACAUGGGUUCUGCCAGCUCACCACCAGGUAUGAGGUGGGACCAGUGGGCAUCGAUGGGGUGGCCCCAGCUCCUCCAUGGAGCCUCCAUGGGCUGCAGGAGGACAGCGAGACUCCCCGAGAGCAGCGGGCUGGGGACAGGGAUAUAG
Messenger RNA from Strigops habroptila (Kakapo), 1929 nucleotides. Its product is annotated as class I histocompatibility antigen, F10 alpha chain-like. The transcript is spliced from 10 exons. Bases 1 to 1929 code for a protein of 642 amino acids. Gene Ontology annotation, biological process: immune response. Gene Ontology annotation, cellular component: external side of plasma membrane. Lineage: Eukaryota; Metazoa; Chordata; Aves; Psittaciformes; Psittacidae. The record is from RefSeq and is a predicted model, not a curated record.